GCCGGGGUCGGGGAUAAACACAGCUGGAGCGGACGCUGGCUCCAGGGCCACGGCAGCGGCUGCACUGCAGCCACGGCGCCAGCCCGGCCCUGCCCGCCAGGAUCCUGCCUGCUGUGGGCAGGAGCGGGGCUGGGACUGAUGGUGACACUAUGGCCACAGCCCAGGUGUGCCACGGCUCACUCCCAUCCCAUUCUGGGCCGGAUGCACAGCACGGCAUGGCAUGGCACAGAAUGGCACGGGAUGGCACGGGAUGACACGGGAUGGCACGGGAUGGCACAGGAUGGCACAGCAUGGCACGGGGUGCCAUGGAUGCAGCACCCUGGGGACCGUGUGCUUCCCAUGCACACCGGCCAUGUGGCACAGGUGUGUCCCUGGGUGAGGGCAGGCAGGUCCCCAUUGGGGGUCUCUGUCAGGGGAAUGUGCCUCCCUGGGAGGCUCAUCCAGGCACUGGAUGAACCAAGGGGCUGUGACCCCUGUGCAGCCUCUGGCCUCGGGGUGUCAGAGCGGGGACACCACGGUCAGCCAGCCCUAGAGUGUCCCCUCCCUGAGGCUCUUCUCCUCCCCCAGGCUGCUGAAGGGACAGCAGGACCACCGGGAUGCAGAGCAUCAAGUGCGUGGUGGUGGGAGACGGGGCGGUGGGCAAGACCUGCCUGCUGAUCUGCUACACCACCAACGCCUUCCCCAAGGAGUACAUCCCCACCGUCUUCGACAACUACAGUGCCCAGAACACGGUGGACGGCAGGACUAUAAACUUAAACCUGUGGGACACGGCCGGCCAGGAGGAGUACGACCGCCUGCGGACGCUUUCCUACCCCCAGACCAACGUCUUCAUCAUCUGCUUCUCCAUCGCCAGCCCGCCCUCCUACGAGAACGUCAAGCACAAGUGGUACCCCGAGGUGUGCCACCACUGCCCCAGCGUGCCCAUCCUGCUCGUGGGCACCAAGAAGGAUCUGAGGAACAACCCCGAGACCAUGAAGCGGCUCAAGGAGCAGAACCAGGCGCCCAUCACCACCCAGCAGGGCAUCAGCCUGUCCAAGCAGAUCCGUGCCGUCAAGUACCUGGAGUGCUCGGCGCUCAACCAGGAGGGCAUCAAGGAUGUGUUCACCGAGGCCGUCAGGGCCGUGCUCAACCCCGCCCCGGCCAAGCCCAAGAAGCCCUGUGUGCUCUUGUGACGGGGCUGCCGAGAGACGAUCCUGCCCCUGCCCCAGUGCCCCCACGCCUCCUGCCCCACCCGCCCCAGUGCUCCCCGAGCCUCGGUGGGGCCGGGCCGCCCGCCCGAAGCCUCCAGCUUUAAUAAUACAGACCUUGUUUGCACUAACUGGCCGCUGCCCCGGGGGCACUGGGGCUGCCCCGCCCCGGCUGUCAGCGUUCGCUUUUGGUGACGCCUCUCCGGUCCUGGCACAGCAACGCUUCCUGAGAAGGGGAUGCCCAGGGUGGGCCAACCCCACUCCAGCCUGAGCACCCCACAGGGCCCUGACACCCCCAGUCCUCCAUGGACACCUGCCACCUCCACCCUCUACACCAGCUGGGGCACAGCGGGUCCCCAGCCCCUCUGUGCCAGCCCUGGCACUCGCCCAGCCCAGAGCAUCUCGCUGGCACUGCCCCAUCCUGCCCUGGGAUCCCGGUGGCAGCACCAGUGGCACCUGGGGGUGUUUGGGGUGAGCCCCAUACCAGGGACCUCCAGCCCUUCUGAGAGCAGAGCCAGUGUGGCCAGAGGAGAGAGUUCCUGCCCUGGCUGGUGCUGGAGCUCAUAACCAGCUGCCCCCAGAGUUGCUUACUCUUAAAUAAAAACCUGCCCAGGCCCCCUGUGUCCUGUGCUUUCCCACCUUUCCUGGGCAUGGGGACACUCCCUGGAGGGAUGUGGGUGUCACCAGCAUGAGCUGGGCUGGGACCCUCACCGGGCCAGGGCCAAGCUGAGGGUGCUCAUGGUGCUGCCAGGGAAAGCUUGGGAUGUCCCUGCCAUGGCCAUUC
Molecule: messenger RNA, 1971 nt
Organism: Ficedula albicollis (Collared flycatcher)
Lineage: Eukaryota; Metazoa; Chordata; Aves; Passeriformes; Muscicapidae
Gene: RHOG
Product: ras homolog family member G
Exons: 1
Coding region: 597-1172 (191 amino acids)
Biological process (GO): cortical cytoskeleton organization; actin filament organization; establishment or maintenance of cell polarity
Cellular component (GO): cytoplasmic vesicle; cell projection; cytoskeleton
Molecular function (GO): GTP binding; protein kinase binding; GTPase activity
Source: RefSeq, a predicted model, not a curated record